UGCGUACCAUAGAAACCCUUAAAAAUUGACAAUUAGAAGUCAGUCAAAGUCAAAAUUUUUGUGUGCAAAAUGGAUGAGAAAAAGCGGACGAUGAGAGGCAUUCCCCUCGACAAGCAGCGACUCUGGAGCUAUUUUAUCGAAAUCGAAGAAAAACUCCGAUUAAAAUGGUUCAAAAAAAACGAGGCUCGUUUGGACGAAAUCGCCAAUAAAGUCCACCUGAGACAAGUCCCUGAUGAAGUCAAAGAAGAAUUAAAAGAACGCAUGAAUAACUACUUCAAAACCAUUGAAAAAAGACACACUGUGAUGCAUGACGACGCACCCCCAAUUGUUGAAGAAGCAGCCCUUCAGAGCAUCAUGCGACCUGUUGACAAACACGUCAAGGAUUUGCUGUAUGCAAGUGCGAUAAAUGAAGGACGAAAAGCUUACUUACAAGAACGCUACAAGAUAAUACCGGAAAAACGGUAUUAUUUUCCUGAAACGACGAGUUUUCAAUACGGAUGGAGUAUGUCCGAGUUUAGUAAAAAUAUAAAAGGGAGUCCGUUUGCAAGACAGCAAAUUAUUAAAGAGUCGUUUUACCGGAGGAGAGGGGUGGCUCAAGACCCAGAAUGGUACAAAGAACCGGCCAAACUCAGUCCGCAAGUUUGUGGGAGGAUUUAGGGGUGGGAGUGGGUGUUUUGUUUUGUUAUGUUUUGGUGGUUGUAAUA
Messenger RNA from Tribolium madens (black flour beetle), 704 nucleotides. RefSeq names its product protein ATP6V1FNB-like. Bases 70 to 657 code for a protein of 195 amino acids. NCBI's taxonomy places the organism in Eukaryota, Metazoa, Arthropoda, Insecta, Coleoptera, Tenebrionidae. The record is from RefSeq and is a predicted model, not a curated record. The transcript is spliced from 2 exons.